Molecule: messenger RNA, 960 nt
Organism: Diplodia corticola
Lineage: Eukaryota; Fungi; Ascomycota; Dothideomycetes; Botryosphaeriales; Botryosphaeriaceae
Product: rna polymerase rpb7-like domain-containing protein
Exons: 1
Coding region: 1-960 (319 amino acids)
Biological process (GO): DNA-templated transcription initiation
Cellular component (GO): RNA polymerase I complex
Source: RefSeq, a predicted model, not a curated record
AUGUCCGCCGAAGCCAUGGCCGCGACUUCGCCCGUCGCCGACAAGAAGGCGCACAAGCACAAAAAGGACAAAUCGGAACACAAAUCCAAGAAGCGCGCCCGCGAGGAGGAGCAGGCCCACCAGUCGCCCGCUAAGAAGCCGCGCGCCGCAAAGGGCGCAGAUGCCACGCCGCAAAAGGCGAGUAAGGGCAAGACCUCGAUGUUCCAAAAGCCUGCCGCGGCAAAGCCCAUGGACUCCGACGAUUCGCCCUUCGUCCACCAAACCGCAUCGCUCUACCUCCCGCUCGCGUCCAUCGGCCAGCAGUACCCGCUCAAGGCCCUGUGCGCCGAGCACCUGUCGCCGCUGCUCCUGACCUACUACCCGCCGCUCAAGGGCGUCGUCCUCGCCUACAACAACGCCAAGCUCUCCGAGGGCCCCGCCGGCGUGUCGCCCGCCGGCGCCGUGCUGGCCCGCUCCGUCGACGAGUACGCCGUGUCGUUUGUCUGGGUCACGGCCGACUUCGUGGUGCUGCGCCCGCGCAAGGGCAUCUGGAUCGAGGGCAGCGUCAACCUGCAGAACGAGAGCCACCUCGGCCUCGUCUGCUGGAACCUGUUCUCCGCGAGCAUCGACCGCAAGCGCCUGCCCGAGGACUGGGCGUGGGUCGCCGCGGGCGAAGGCGGCGCCGACGACGAAGAGGAGGAGCCGGAAGGUGCGGGUAAGCUGUAUGGCGACCAGGGACAUUUCGUGGAUGCGCAGGGCAAGAAGGUGGACGGCGUCAUCAAGUUCCGCAUUCGGGAUUUCGAAGCGUCGCCGCGCACCGAGCACGACAGAGGUUUCAUUACUUUCGAGGGCAGUCUGCUGUCGGCGGACAAGGAGAAGGAGCUUGACGAGCAGGAGCUGGAGAAGUACGCACAGAGGAGCGCAGCGAGGAAAGGCAGGUCACGGCCGCGCGGCGGUGCGAGUUCAGGCGCACGGAGAUAA